Molecule: messenger RNA, 901 nt
Organism: Capsella rubella
Lineage: Eukaryota; Viridiplantae; Streptophyta; Magnoliopsida; Brassicales; Brassicaceae
Product: thioredoxin-like protein CITRX, chloroplastic
Exons: 4
Coding region: 103-654 (183 amino acids)
Biological process (GO): cell redox homeostasis; plastid organization
Cellular component (GO): thylakoid
Molecular function (GO): protein-disulfide reductase activity
Source: RefSeq, a predicted model, not a curated record
GUCCAGUGCAGUGAAAACGCUUUUCUUCAAUUUGCCUUAUCGUCUAAAACCCCUCAAAAGGCGAAAACUGAAAUCAUUUUGCAGUAAUCGACGAUUUUGAGAAUGGCUCUUAUUCAAUCCAGAACUCUUCCACAGCUCAAUAUCCCGUUGUCGCCGAUUCUAUCCUCUCUUCAUGCUCCGUCGUCUCUCGUUCUCCGCAGGGAAAUCCGAGCUGCAGCCUCGCCGUUCUACUCCUCCUCCGCCAGGAACUUUCCCAUAUCGCCGCUGACGCCCUCACGGAAGCUUCUCUGUCCUCCACCUCGAGGCAAGUUUGUUAGAGAAGAUUAUCUUGUGAAGAAAUUGUCAGCUCAAGAACUUCAAGAAAUGGUGAAAGGGGAUAGGACGGUGCCCUUGAUUGUAGAUUUUUAUGCGACAUGGUGUGGACCUUGUAUCUUGAUGGCCCAGGAACUAGAAAUGCUCGCAGUAGAGUAUGAGAGCAAUGCAGUAAUUGUGAAAGUCGAUACAGAUGAUGAGUACGAGUUUGCACGCGACAUGCAGGUUAGGGGCUUACCUACAUUAUUGUUCAUCAGUCCUGACCCAAGCAAAGAUGCGAUAAGGACAGAAGGACUGAUUCCAUUACAGAUGAUGCGCGAUAUCAUUGACAACGAGAUGUGAAGUCUUGUUUAGUGCAAAAAACACUUUCUUGGUCUUUAGGAGUUGAAUAGCAUUCGCCGUAAUUUUAGGAUUGGUACCGAGUUGUAUUUUGCAUUUGAGAGGCGGUAAGAAAAUGUCAUCCGAGGUUUUCGUAGAUGAAGAAUGUAAUAUUUUAAAAGACACGCACUAUGCAGUGUUAGUUACGUGCCAUUGAGCUGAUCAGAUCGAGUGACGUCAUUAAAGUAUUUGACGUAAUUAAAGUAUUAAA